UGGAGAGCUUUUCUCGCCUUUUCCGCCUUUUGCGGCGGGGACUCUGUAUCUGAUUUCGUUGAUUCUGCUGUCCCUUUUGUAUGAUUUCGCCGCUUUAUCGUUCAAAUCCGCCUUUCCCUUGCCUAUGCUGUGGGGGCAGUUUUUGGAUCCCGAGCUUUUUACUCACCUUGUCAAUUUGAGCAGCUGGAUUAGGUUUCUGGAGGCCUUGAUCAGUGGCUUUCACCUGGGGGGAAAUUCCUUGUUCCUUUAGCUGUAUUGGUGCUACAGUGAGAUUAUUCCGUGUCUCGUGAUAGCGAUGUUUCCUAUGACUAGCUGAAUUGUGUCUGUGUUCUCUUCUCCUGAAUCAUGCCCUUUUGGUUUUGAAUCAUUUUGGCAUGUUCUACUCUCCGAAAGGCACAUUCCCUUUUCCUGUCUCUAUUCCUAGAGCACUGUGCUCAAUCCUUUCUCUUUAAAUCUCGGUCAUAUUGACUGGUUUCUCCACCACUCGUCUUGUUUGAGCUGAAGACGUUGUUUGUGAGGAUUCGAGAUGAUAGGCAUUCAGAAUAAUAAGUCUCACAAGAAUGAUAAACAGUUUCCAGGAUGCCUGGGUAGAAUGGUGAAUCUGUUUGAUCUGAGUGCAGGUGUAUCUGCCAACCGGCUGCUCACGGACAAACCACACCGUGAUGGUCUCUCGAGGAGUCGAUCUGAUGUAGCAAGGAUAUUGGGUACUCCAGCGGGAAAUAAGAGAGAAGAUAAAAUGGUCUAUCCUGACUUGAGAAGCUUGCCUACCAGAAAAUCUCAUUCUACCCCCAUGAAAAUGCUUAUAGCACAGGAAAUGUCGAAGGAAAUCAAGUCUAAGCAUGGCCCAUCCAAUGUGGUUGCCAAGUUGAUGGGGCUUGAUGCUCUUCCUCGGCAACAGCACGAUUCUCUCAUGCAAAGAUCCCAGUCAAAAGAUUAUUCACACCGUAUUUUAAGCCAUUCCGGGGAACCUGCUCAAUAUUGGCCUCAAGAGCAUAACUUUUUGGACGAGGGAAUGAAGUGGAAAGCUCACGAAUAUGAAGACCACGGUGACUAUAGAGAUGUUUAUGAAAUCCGAAAGGAAUCUCGGAAGAUGAAUUCCUUGAGAGACAAAUCACCCCUUAGAGGAAUGUAUAGUGAAAAAGAGACAAGGAAGAAAAUGGAGCUUGUUCGUCAGAAGUUCAUGGAAGCAAAACGUUUGGCAGCAAAUGAGAAACUUUGCCAGUCCAAGGAGUUUCAAGAUGCUGUGGAAGUCUUAAGUUCCAAUAAAGAGUUCUUUCUCAAGUUCCUUCAAGAACCCGAUGCUCUAAUUUCCAAGCAUCUGAACAAAUUGGAGUCCAUUUGUGCACCUCCAGAAACAAAACGCAUUACUGUUCUUAAACCAUCAAAGAUGGUUGAUCUGGAGAAAUUUCCCACUCAAGGGAAAAAGAAUGACUAUCCGAUAAAAAGGCCUGCCCAGGUGGUCCAAGAGACUUAUCUUGCUUACGAUAUUGAUGAGUAUGCUAAUCAACCAACUCGAAUUGUGGUCUUAAAGCCUAAUGCUGGAAAGAUGAGUGAGAUCAAGUCCUCUAUUUCAGUUGCUUCCCCAACACCCAGGAUAUUGCUUGGUGAAAGCCCAUUGGAAGCUGAAGAUUACAGGAUCGAUGGAUCAGAAGAAGUGGUCGAAGAAAAUACUUGCUAUAUGCACAGAAAUUCAAUGGGUGAUCGAAGAGAUGAAAUUCUGAUGUCUCCGGCUUUUGGGGACGAGAUCUCAUUUAAUGAAUCAGAUGAUCAAUGUGCACUGGAAAGUUUUAGUGAGUAUGAAGGCGUUUCACCAAAUUCAAGGCAUUCGUGGGAUUGCGUCAAUGGGUCUGGUAGCCCUUUUUCAUCUUCUUUGUUCAGUCGGACAUCUUAUUAUCCAGACUCAUCCGUUUCCAGAGAGGCGAAAAAACGUCUCUCUGAAAGGUGGGCUAUGAUGGCAUCAAGCAGAGGUUCUCUAGAAGGAAGACGUAGUCGGAGAAGCUCUAAUUCAUUGGGGGAGAUGCUUGCACUUUCUGAUAUGAAGAAGUCGGUUGUGAACAAUGGUGAAGGCAAUGAGAGAGAAGAAGUGUCUGCAACUAAUAAUUGGGACAAGGGCGUUGCUAUUGAUAUGCCAGUGAGUCUGCAGAGAUCGAGGUCUCUACCUGCAUCUUCUACGGAUUAUGGCCAGAGGAACCUCGAAGUCUUGGGUUCUGCCGCUAACAAAACAAAUUCUCUGAAGGAGCCAACCAAGAAAAGUGCAACGUCCUUCAAAGGGAAGGUCUCAAGCUUCUUCUUUCCCAGAAAUAAGAGAUCAAGUAAAGACAAGUGUACUCCGUCUCGAUCAACGGAAGAAUCUCAAUCUGCUCCUGCUGAUAUUCCACAAUCUUCAGUCCCUGCGUAUCCUCAUGAUAAGGUCAGUUAUUAUGCUAAUCAAUUUGCUGAAGACACUCAACUGGAGGAAUGUUCAUCUCCCGACUUCCCUAGGAGACGUUCUCCCGAUACGACCGAGAUGGGCCAAAAGCCAGGCGUAGUUUUUCAAAAGUCAGAGAAGUCUAAUAUAGAGCCUGCAAUGCUGGGAAAUUCAAUUGAGAAUGCCGAUCAGCCCAGUCCCAUAUCAGUUUUGGAGCUUCCAUAUGAAGAGGGCGAUACUGCUACCACCAUGUCAUCUGGAAAACAAGUUCCGAUGCAUCCUUUGAUGUCUAAUUUGAUUGACAAAUCUCCACCUAUUGAAUCUAUAGCGCGGACUCUGUCCUGGGACGAUUCGAGCUCGGGAAGUUCCUCUCCACAUUCAUCAGAACCUGUUUCACACGAACUUCUUGAACAAGAGUGGCUCUCUCACAUUAGGAAAAUCCUAUCCACUGCUGGGCUCGACGGAAAGAACCAAUGGAAUGUGUUUUCUUUUAAUUGGCAUUCCCCGGAAAACCCAUUGGACCCAUCACUGGGGGACAAACUUGCUAACACAGAAGAGGAGGAACCCAUGCACGAGGCCCAGAGAAGGCGGCUAAGAUUGAACAGGAAGCUCGUGUUUGACUGUGUCAAUGAAGCACUAGUUGAGAUCAUGGGCAAUGAGCCUACUGGUCGUCAAGGGCCGUCCUUAUUAUGUAAGGAGCCUCCAUUGACAUUGCAUGACCGAGUGUGGUCGCUGAUAAGGGAACGGCUGUCCUGCGAGGUGACCGGGGAUGAGUGGAACGGCCAGAGCCUGGCAGUGGAGGUGGCGGUGAGGAAGGAGGUUGUGAUGGGUAGAGGGUGGUGGGCCGAGAACUUCAGGCUCGAAAUCAGUAAUCUGGGGAAGGAAAUCGAGCAGGAAUUGCUUCGUGAGCUUAUGGACGAGACUCUUAUUGAUUUAAUUUGACUGGUACAAACAACAUUGUGAAUCCAUAACAAUUUGUAAAACUGUUUUAAUUUGAGCAUGGUGUAAUUCUCUGCUCAUUGUCCGUGGUUUAGAUAAAUGUAAGCAUGUAAUAUAUAUUCAAUGUUUGACAUAAAGUAAAAUGGCAAAAAAGAAAAAAGAAAAAAAAGGCAUAUACAUAUAUAUGGUA
Punica granatum (pomegranate) is the source of this 3536-nucleotide messenger RNA. The record is from RefSeq and is a predicted model, not a curated record. Lineage: Eukaryota; Viridiplantae; Streptophyta; Magnoliopsida; Myrtales; Lythraceae.